AUGAACAGUAAUAAAAAAGACACGAUGAGCACCUACUCGGAUGAAGAGAGUGGUUUGGACAGUGCUUCCGUGACGAGUAAGAGCUCGACCUUCUCUUCCUUUUCCAGAUUAACACAUAAGAAUCGCGAGGUGCCCCUACAAAUUGAUGUUGCGGGUAAAGAGCAACGAUACGUCAAUGUGUCAAAAUACUGCAUGAUCUUCAUGCUCAUUGUGGUUACAGUGGCUGGAUGCACUGGAACAUACCUCUACUUGGAGGCUGAAGAAGAGGAACAGUUUCGUUCUACUUUUGAAAGAUAUGCUUCCGAAGUCAUGGCCGUAUCCAAGGAGAAUGUCGAGUCGACCUUUUCGUCCAUUGAAGCCCUUUCCAACUCUGUUACUUCCUACGCCAAGAAUUCCAAUCAAAGCUGGCCUGAAGUUGUCAUUCCCGAUUGGACAUCUCGUGCAAGUCGAACUGCCAAACUGGCUGCUAGUGCCCGUCUGGUCACAAUGGCUCCCUUGGUAAAGAAACAAGAGAGAGCAGCCUUUGAAGCUUACGCCAAUGGUGUUGUCCACUCCCAAAUCCAAGAAGACUUGGACUAUCUAGGAAUCGAGAUGAACGCCACCGACGUCCCAGGCAUUGUUGAUGAAAUCAGCUGGAUCAACAUCUCUUCGAGAACACGAGCUCAUGAACCACAGGAAGGACCUUUCUCGAACGAGUUCUUGGUCAACUGGCAACGAUAUCCCUUUGAAGUCGAGAAAGGACGCGUCUUUGUCAUGAACAAUAUGCUUCGAGUUCCAACCAUCAGGUCAGCUGUGGCGACAUCCAACAUUACCCAACAGCCAAAGGCAGCUUUCUUUGAGGCUAUCCUGGGAGUCGAAGCUCAAGUGGUUCAACCAGUCUUUCAAGAUGUCUUCCCCGAGAGUCGAGCAUCCGAACGAACGGUUGUCGGAUUUGUCUGGGUUGUCAUGGGGUGGGGAAACUUUUUCCAAAAUCUUCUUCCUGAAGGAGCCAACGGCACAAUUCUGGUAAUGGAUAGCUCUUGUGGGUUCCAAGCAUCCUAUGAAAUCAAUGGACUGGGAGCUGACUUUUUGGGACUAGUCGAUGCCCAUGAUGAAAAAUACGAUGACAUGGAAAUCAGCACACCAUUCUUCAGCUUUGGUGCAGAACAAGAAGGUUUGCCAGAUGGAAUCUGCAUCGAUCAACUGACGAUUCGGUUGUUUCCUUCGGACACAUUGAAAGAUGCUACUUCCAGCAUCCGACCGCUUAUGUACACUGGUAUUGUCGCUCUUGUGAUUCUCUCCACAGUCAGUGUGUUUAUCAUUUAUGACAUCAUGGUGGCAAGGCGUCAGAAAAAGGUCAUGAAACGAGUGGAUACUCAACACAAACUCGUCAGCGACAUGUUCCCAGAAAAGUUUCGCGAUCGAUUGUA
Cylindrotheca closterium is the source of this 1409-nucleotide messenger RNA. The record is from the annotation of a GenBank genome assembly. NCBI's taxonomy places the organism in Eukaryota, Bacillariophyta, Bacillariophyceae, Bacillariales, Bacillariaceae.